ACUUUCAGAACUAGCAGCUCCUGAUAUCUUUUGUGUCUCUUCCAUUCCAGUCUGUUGCUGAGAUGUUAAAUGAGAUGGACAGCAUGGAGACCACAUGCCAGUGUGGUUAUUUUACUUUACUUAAGAGAAAAGUAAACAAUGUGUGAAAAAACUGAAGUUUCUGAAAGAAGGUUUCUUUGUUAAACUAGUUGUAUGUUUCCCUUUCUUCAACACUAAACUUGUGUUUCUGUCAGAGGGGGGAAAAGGCAUAUCUUACAAAAGCUGCGAUAAAAAGAGCUUGUUAGAAACCUACUGUAUUCUAAUUUCAGUAUGAUUUUACUUCAGAAAAACAAACCAGGGGCUCAGUUUUCUCUAUUAAUGCUCACUCACAUUUGCAGUCCCAUUGUCCUUUUGCAGGUAUGUAAGUUUUCCUGCUGCUAACACCAGGCUUAGAUUCCAUGUGUGGAGGGGCUUAAAAGACUGAAUUGGUAUUAACCUGUGCAGCACACGUGCUCCUAGCCAUGUAAUAGAAAAGCAGUACUGUUGCUGCAGUUGCCUUUUUUCCUUACCAGUCAUGUCUGCAGAUAGUACAAGCUCCUCCCAUAAAUAUACAGUGAGCAUGCUCUCAACUCUUCUGAUACUACUGACAUUACAUUGAAGUCCUCUUCUGUUCCUCAGUUACUAGUAUCACAUGAAAAUAAUUCUUCUUUCUUCUUCUGCUUUUUGGUAAGGAUAGGCUGACCUUGAGUUGCAGCAGAGACUGCCAAAAAAAAAAAAAAGGCAUUUAAAUCUGAAUGAUACUUUAAUUAGAGUGAUAUAUGGUUGGACUGCAACAAGGCAUCUGCCUCAAAAUAGAAAGGGUUUACCCCUCUCCCUCCACCCCCCCCUUCAAUGACUUGUUUUGUUUUGACACAGGAGGCAUAGAUGUGAUCUUCACUCUGCAAGGAGAUCCCAGCCUGUUUGUGGCUUCAGCUGCCAGUCGGCUUCUGGUGCACAUGCUCACCUUCUCUCUAGAGUCUGAAAUGACUAAACCUCUCAGUGCAAAGGAUUGUGACUGGCCAGUGUGUGCCCAAAUGAUUAUAAAGCGUAUAGAAGAUUCCCUUCAGUCCAGCUCUGUCUCUCGAAUCAAGCAGUCAUUAAAACUGUUAACUAGUUUGUUUGGCUGUUGUCAUGCUCCAUGGACCGAAGUACUUUGGUUAGGUGUAGCAAAGCAAGUAGAAUCCUUUUUGACGGAAGAGUCUGUUCAAGCACAGCACAUGCUGGCGGAUCUUUUGCUUAACGUGGCAAGAUCUCCUGUGUUUUGUGACACUGAAGGCAGUUUUUGGGCAUUAGUGACAUCUGCUCUGGAACAUUUAACCCCUGUACAAGCAGGUCCCUUGGCAGUAGGAAUUCUGAGGCUCCACAAAUGCCCACAAAAUGUGAGGAUUCAGGCACUGACUGUUCUGCUUCAGCCAAUGGACUGUAUUUUAAGAGCAGCCUCCCAGCCCCUGGAAUAUGCAGGUUUGCUGGAUGAGUCUGUCACAGAUCCUGCCACUGUUGAAAGCGUUCUGUCCUCCAAGUCAUCUUGUGCUAGUCUCCUGUGUCAGACUCUUGGUCAUCUGGAGGAGCUGCUGUCUCUGAUGCAUUUGCCAGUGGAUUUACCCUAUACAUCUUUGCUACGCUCUCUCAUAACAAUAUUACAAUUCUGUAAUGGCCUCCUAAUUCCAGCUUAUCCUCUGGGAAGCAAGAUAAGCCAAAUCUUGAUUGGUUGCUUCAGAGUACAGAGGUCAGCUCUUGAUGUCCUGGCUGUGCUCUCAGAGCGGAAGGGCUGUGACACGCUCGUAGAAAGUUUAUUUGACGUCCUUUUGGCAUACCUGGAGAGUCCAAACACUAACCCUACAGUUCUGAAAAAGUCAUUUCAAGCUGCAUCCAAAUGGCUGGUGUGCUUACCUGAAAUGUCCCGUUUCAACAGCCAGUGGCAAACCAAGAAGAUUCUGCAAGAUGUAUUUCUGGUGCUGCAGAAGCGUUUGUGCAGUCCUUGCUGGGAAGUACGAGAUUCUUCUCUGGAGUUCCUCACCGUCCUGAUUAAAGGCUUGAGAGACCAGGAUGAGUUCAGGCAGACUCUCCUCUCUUCGGAGGUGCCGAGGCUUACAGAAGAUCUUCUUGAGGACCCAGAGAGUUACGUGCGAGCGAGUGCUGUGACUACUGCAGGACACCUGACCUUCAUUACUUACUUUGCUGCAGAGUCACCUGUCAUAGGGAGUCAAUAUAAUAAAGAGAACACUGUAGCAAAGCUUCAAGAAAUCUUGUCUACAGAUCCGGAGGGCUUUCCUAGGAGGGCUGUGAUCAGCGUCUUCACCAAGUGGCUGAGACAAGGCUACGCAGGUCUACUGCAGGACAGAGAGCAGUUUGUCUCUAGAGUGAUCCAAAUCGCAGAGAGCGACUUAGACUGGGAAGUCAGGCUUGGUGGUUUGGAAUUGGUUGAAGUUUUCUGCGUCCAGACGCUUUGCCGACUUGGCCGUCCUAAAUGCCCGUAUGCUCCUCUCUCAUCUGCAUUCACUAGUUCCGUUGGUCAGCAUGAGUCGCUGCAGAUAUUUUGCCAAGCAAAAUUGUUUGGCUUUUUGUUUCAUUCUUUGUGUGACUGUGACAGGCCAGUUGGUCAGAAAGCCUGCGAUGUAUUGCUUGCCUUAAGAUCUAGUUUUUAUCCAAGUAACACCCUGAAGGAUUUUCAAGAGACUGGAGAUUCACCUGCAGGACAUGGCAUUGCAUGGUUACAAAGGACACUAAGGCAGGGUUCUCUGGCCCAGAACUUCCCCUCAGGCAGUGGUAACGAGAUUGACUUCCAAGAUCCAGAGAGCAUGCUUCUGGCUUUGGGAACAAUAGACCUAGAAGAGCUGCAUGAUGAUCUAAACAAAAGUAGUGACCACGUGGAGAAAAGCCCUCAGUCGCUCUUACAGGACAUCCUUGCUACUGUGGGCACCGUAGAGGAGAAUGAAGCUGACUGCUACUAAAGACAUCUCUGCUUUAAGGGAGCAGUGCUUCACAUCAUUUUUUUUUUUUGGAGGAGAAUUUUUGCUACUAGUCAUGAAGUCUGUCUUGAGAGAGCCUCAAAAGAAGGACUACUUUGAAUAGAGAAAAGGAUUAAAUGUUAGAUGAGUCACACAAUCUUUGCUUUAAUACUGGUGUAAAUUUUCUGAUAAAUGUCAUUUAUAGUUAACUGUCUGAGCUGUUUCUCAAAGUAAAAUAUAUUUAAG
This is a messenger RNA of Struthio camelus australis, 3212 nucleotides long. Lineage: Eukaryota; Metazoa; Chordata; Aves; Struthioniformes; Struthionidae. The record is from RefSeq and is a predicted model, not a curated record.